Messenger RNA from Marmota monax (woodchuck), 501 nucleotides. RefSeq names its product MICAL-like protein 2. The record is from RefSeq and is a predicted model, not a curated record. Gene Ontology annotation, molecular function: protein binding. Lineage: Eukaryota; Metazoa; Chordata; Mammalia; Rodentia; Sciuridae.
AGGCGGCGGCGCGCAGGCUCAGGGUCCGGCAGCGGCGACGGUGGUGGCCACGGCUCCUUAUCCCUGCGGCUGCUUGCGUGCGGGCCAGCCGGUCCGCGCGUCCCUCGGUGUGUUUCCGCCGGCGGGCCGAGCGGGCCAAGCCCGCGUGGGGAGCACCCGCCGGCCGCAUGGCCGCCAUCAAAGCGCUGCAGCAGUGGUGCCGGCAGCAGUGCGAGGGGUACCGCGACGUGAACAUCACCAACAUGACCACGUCGUUCCGUGACGGCCUGGCCUUCUGCGCCAUCCUGCACCGCCACAGACCUGACCUCAUAAACUUCAGUGCCCUCCGGAAGGAGAACAUAUAUGAGAACAACAAACUGGCCUUCCGUGUGGCUGAGGAGCAGCUGGGGAUCCCAGCCUUGCUGGACGCUGAGGACAUGGUGGCCCUGAAAGUGCCUGACCGGCUGAGCAUCCUGACCUACGUGUCCCAGUACUACAACUAUUUCCACGGCCGCUCCCCCA